AUGCCAUUGCCGAGCAACGAGCUCGAGACGCCAUUGCCGAGCAACGAGCUCGAGACGCCAUUGCUGAGCAACGAGCUCGGGACGCUAUCGCUGAGAAGCGAACUCGGGAUGCAAUUGCUGAGCGACAUACCCAGAACGCUGUCUCUGAAUAUCCAGUGGUUUUGCCAAGGUCCGGCUCAGCGUCGUCUGACGUCGUUUGAAUCUGAUGACAGUGACUCUAAAGACUGUAGCAGUGAUGACAGCAAUGAUAGCAAUGAUAAAGAUGCUGAUGAAGAGGACAGCGGAGAGGAUGACGAGGAGGAGGGGGGAAAUGAUGAUACGGUCAAGAGCUCACAGCAGUUUGGUUGGGGGGAGGCUGGCCGACGCCAGAAAGAACACCCAGGGUUUGUGGAGGAUGUACCACCUUCGCAAUCUCCAGUCGCUCGCCCUCUCACACCUGAAAUUCAGUUCCAGUACUCACGCGAUGAAGAUGAUGUAGUUGCCCAGACGAGCCUUGAUAAAACCUCGCGGAACGAAAGCUCUCAGGACCCUCCGGAUAUCUCACCAGGACCGCGGCGGCAAGCAUCCCAACACAUUGAGACCAUCACCUCGAAGCCUGACGAUGUACUACAACACCAUCAUAAGAAAAACGGAAAGCCCCGUCUUCCUGAUCCUGAAUCCCUCGAACUGCUGAAUCAAGUGUCCGAGUGUGAUGUUCAGCCAUUGAAAAACAAAAAGUCUAGGUCAUCGCGUGGUGGGCCAACACCCGAUCAAUUAUCUUGGUACGGACCACGCUGGAAAAGUUUCUUGGAGGACGCCAAAGUAGAAUGUCGCGCGCAACACGCCCUGGAGAACCCGUUUCCAACUUUGGUGAAGAAUCUUCCAGGAACAAUCACUGAAGUUCUCAUUGCAGUAUUGGUUGUGUGGGAUACGAACGGUAAACAAUUUGAAGCUGGGGUUUGGCCAGAACACAAAUUUAAUAUGACUCGGUUGCUGUACGACGAUCUUUCGACUUGGCGAUCUGACUUGAAGAAAACAGCCAUAAGCAUUGCACCAGUAUCAUAUUCGCUUAUUCCUCCGCUUUCUGUCCCCGUUCAGGAACGUGCUGCUUGGGUCGAGCACACUGCUGCUGAAUUGAUCAAGGAAGCAUUCUUCUUACGCUUUGGGGUGGACGAUCAGGGGAGAACACGAAACUUCGCUCAUCCCGCCCUUCGUGAAGCCGUCAUCACAUUCUUUUACACAGGACCAUAUCGAAUUGCACGAAGGAUGCCGGAGACCUUUAGCACGGAAUUGCCACUCUCAUGUUUGGCUUUGGUUGCUGCGGCGUUCAAUUGUGUCUUCGACGGUCUUGUGAAAAAUGGACAUGGGAAGUCAUACCCAAACUUUUCCACCAAGGACUACGGCCCCAUCUAUUGUCGGAUGCUCGAAUUGCUCAAACAUAUCCUUGAGGAUGCGUAUCAUGGGCCUAGGCUGUCAGCUCAACUGCGAGAAUGGGCUGCAGCGGGAUGGGCUGCAGCUAUGAAUCUCGAAGGAGUUGUUGAUGCCAGACACGACCACCUGCAGAUUCUUCUUGACUAA
Messenger RNA from Suillus fuscotomentosus, 1557 nucleotides. RefSeq lists its product as uncharacterized. Bases 1 to 1557 code for a protein of 518 amino acids. The record is from RefSeq and is a predicted model, not a curated record. Lineage: Eukaryota; Fungi; Basidiomycota; Agaricomycetes; Boletales; Suillaceae. The transcript is spliced from 11 exons.